This is a messenger RNA of Paecilomyces variotii, 1974 nucleotides long. RefSeq names its product putative tyrosine decarboxylase. The coding region runs from base 392 to 1924 and encodes 510 amino acids. Gene Ontology annotation, molecular function: carbon-carbon lyase activity; pyridoxal phosphate binding. Gene Ontology annotation, biological process: carboxylic acid metabolic process. The record is from RefSeq and is a predicted model, not a curated record. Lineage: Eukaryota; Fungi; Ascomycota; Eurotiomycetes; Eurotiales; Thermoascaceae. The transcript has a single exon.
UACGCCGCCACCAAAGAUCGCGGGGAGGCGGGGAUAAGCGAUCACACCUUGAAAUAUCUCGAAUGUGAGUCGAGCGGUAGAGAUAUCUACUUUACACAAUUGAUACAGUUUUUGUUUUGAUGGACUUACCACGUCUUUAAGUUAAGUAGCGGUUUGCCGUUGCAGACAGAUUCGGUUGUUAGUCUCACAUUCAUCCUUUGGUGACAUAUGCAACGAAGAUGCAGUUGUCAAUCCUACCACGACUAGGGCUAGAGUCGCAUUCCUACCUUUAGGCUGAAAUCACUGAAGCGCUAAGAUUACCUUCUCGAAAUGGCUAACUUCGAAAGUAUAUAAAUGACUCAUUCUCUUCCAAAACCACCGAGUUGAUCUCGUUUAUAGACAGGAUCCAAUCAUGGAUGCGGAACAUACUACCAGAAUUCUGAAAGAUCAGGCAGCUAUCCAACAGCAACUCUGGAGAACAGCGUUGGGUCCUUGGGAAUCUGGUGUUCUCCCCAGCGCUGAUAGUUUGGACCGAGCGAGAAAGUCUCUAAAGACAUCUCUUGUGGAAGAUGGGAUAGGCUUCGCGGAAACACAGAGUCACAUCCUCGAGGAUAUUGUGCCAGGCUUCAAUGGUGGAAGCAUCAGUCCCAAUUAUUAUGGGUUCGUGACCGGAGGAACGACACCGGCAGCACUCUUCGCGGACAACGUCGUCUCCGCCUAUGACCAGAAUGUCCAAGUCCAUUUGCCCAAUCAUUCUAUAGUGACGGAUGUUGAAAACGCUGCAUUGGGGCUUCUUACGGAUUUAUUAAAGUUAGAUCGGCAGCAGUGGAAAAAUGGCACCUUUACUACAGGUGCAACUGCGAGUAAUAUCAUGGGCCUGGCGUGUGGAAGGGAGUUUGUUCUGCGCACUGCUGCAGAACGAAAGGGAAGCUCUGUGAAGAGCAUGGGAGAACAUGGCUAUCUUGAGGUCCUCAAGGCAGCAGGGCUUUCGCGAUUUCAGGUGCUUUCAACAAUGCCUCAUUCAUCAGUGGGUAAAGCGGCGGGCAUAUUAGGUAUUGGUCGUGCCAACGUGAAGAAUAUCUGCGUCAAGGAUGAUCCCCUGCAAUUCGACAUGGCGUUGCUUGAAGAAGAAUUAGCUCAACCUGAAACAGCUAGUAUUGUGGCCAUAUCAUGUGGAGAAGUCAAUACAGGGCGUUUCGCAACGAGGGGUAUCGAUCAGAUGAAAGAAAUCCGAAGGCUCUGCGAUGAAUAUGGUGCCUGGAUUCACGUCGACGGAGCGUUCGGUAUAUUUGGGCGAAUUCUUGAAGACACACCGGAAUUCUCAUCAAUCAAAGCGGGAUGCGAAGGUCUGGAGCUGGCGGACUCCAUUACUGGAGAUGGACAUAAAUUGCUCAAUGUACCCUACGACUGUGGUUUCUUUCUCUGUCGACACGCCCAUGUCGCGGGAAAUGUCUUUCAGAAUGCUAACGCGGCAUACCUGAGCUCUGGUGAGUCGUCAGGAAUCGCCAUUCCAUCUCCGCUGAAUAUCGGAAUCGAGAAUUCGAGACGCUUCAGGGCCCUUCCGCUGUACUCUUCCCUGAUAUCAUACGGCAAGAGCGGCUACAGGGAAAUGCUGAAGCGGCAAAUCCGACUGGCGAGAAUGAUCUCUACAUGGCUAUUCGACCAUCCUGCAUAUACUGUCUUACCAACCUAUGGAAGUAAGAAGGAACUGCUGCAGAAUACUUAUAUGGUUGUGCUAUUCAGUGCUCAAGAUGAGCGCCUCAAUGGGGAGCUGGCCAAGAAUAUUAAUGUAACAUCAAAGAUAUUCGUGUCAGGAACUGUGUGGGAAGGGAGGCCGGCAUGCAGGAUUGCGAUUUCAAAUUGGAGGGUAGAUGAACAGAGGGAUUUUGAGAUUGUAACUGGUGUUUUGCAGAGCAUUUUGGAAGAGAAUGAGCAAAAGAAAUAGAAAGACGAAUCCGAGAGUCGACCCCAAGAAUAAAAAUUUCAAAUAUCGUG